Parus major (Great Tit) is the source of this 4898-nucleotide messenger RNA. RefSeq names its product hepatitis A virus cellular receptor 1 homolog. Bases 1424 to 2254 code for a protein of 276 amino acids. The transcript is spliced from 9 exons. NCBI's taxonomy places the organism in Eukaryota, Metazoa, Chordata, Aves, Passeriformes, Paridae. The record is from RefSeq and is a predicted model, not a curated record.
UAUUUUUCACACAGACAACACACAGCAACUUAGAAAACAGGCUCACAGAAACUCAGAUUACAUCAAGGAAUUCCUUAUGGGCUGUGUUUGAGGUGAAAUCUGAAGCAAGUGGGUUAACUGUUGUCAUGUAGCUCUCAUAUCCUUUUAUUGUAUGACCAGAAAGGCUUUCUUGGGAUCCUGGCAGAGCCAGCCUGCCCUGCCUUUCCCAUUUUUGCAGAGCAGUUUCAGGAUCCUGCUGGUAAUUAUCAGAUUUGUUCCUCUAGCAGCUCCCUGCAGUUUCCUGUUCCUCAGAAAACCACAGGAGCUGAGAGGAAGCCCUUUCUUAAGGAGUUCUGCUUCCAGCUGCAGCAUGCAAAAAUCACCCUUCAUUCCUCUUUCUAUCUCUUCUUUCCUUCGAGUGUGUUGCCAGUUUGUCUCUCAGCUCUUGGUUUUCCUGAUUUUCACUUAAAAAACCUAUCAGUUUGAUGCCUCUCUACUCCUAUAAGAUAGUCAUGCAAGACAAGGUUCCAAUUCUAGCAUCUUCCACAUAAAUAACUCAUAGUACUUUAUUUCAUCUGUAUAAAACACUGUGAGGUAGUUCAGCUGCUUCAGCAAAGAAUAUUUCUUGGCCCUUGAUCACAGGUGCAGUUCUAGCCCCAACAAUUAAAAAGGCAAGGUAUCCUCGAGGAGAGUGGCCAGGGAACAGCAUUUCUCACAAGCUGUAUUUCAGCAUUUUGUCACAGUGAGCCUUGAGUCAGUUUCCACACUACUCUUCCAACUCUAUUGUUUUAUGUUAUAUUGCAAAAACCCAGAUGUAUAAGGAAUUUUUAAAUUUGAAAAAAGACUGGCACUCCAUUAGGCUCAACUGUGUAACAAUUUUCCAAAACUACCAAACUAUUGCUGCCAAAAAAAAUUUGCCAGAAGAUGCUCUGAGUUGCUUCUAAGUAUUAGAACCUGAAACUUACGAUGAAAAGCUUGAAUCCUACAAAUCUGUUACUUGGCCAAGCCCUUUCCACUUACUACAGUCUGCUACAUACUAUGUAAUCUUUUAUCCAGGCACUGUCUGCUGUGACAAAAGCAGGUGUGGGAAACAGUCUGGGGCAGUGAAUGGCUGGUAGUCGUGUCAGCUCAGUGCUGCUGUCAAGUUUCACUUACAGUCAUCAAAGAGAUCUGGAAAAAACAAGAAGAAGAUUCUGUGGUGCUGUGAAGUGUUGUCACCUCUCAGUCAAAGCCCUGGCAGCAGGAACUCAGUGCAGCUUGGCUGCACUGCAGGACACAGCCCAACAGCCCAGCCUCAGCAAAACAAUCCAGAUUGGACUGAGAGGUGCCCACAGCUCUGUCUGGAGAUGAUGUGCUAAGAAGGAAACGCAGAAGUACAAAAAGAAGAUAAUUUUUGGUGAAUGAGAAGGGCAAACGGGAGCAUUGUUCGUCACCUUCAGCCAGAAUGUUGUCUUACAUCUGCCUGAACUGGGUUCUCCUGGUGAUAUUCACAGGCCCCACAGUAUCGGAAUUAGUUGUGAUAGGAGAGGUUGGUCAGGACGUCACUGUGCCCUGCCACUACAGUGUGCGGGACAGAAAUGGCAUCACAUCCAUGUGCUGGGGUCGGGACAGGUGCCCCAGCUCCAAGUGCUCCCGGCCCAUUAUCUGGACAGAUGGCUGGAGGGUGACAGAGCAGCACAGCAGCAGGUACCAGUUGAAAGGGGACCUGCAGAGCGGGGACGUGUCCCUGACGAUCGUGAGCGCCAGGGAAGCAGACUCUGGGAUCUAUUGCUGCCGUGUGGAGCUCCCAGGCUGGUUCAAUGAUCAAUUAAUUAAUCACAAAGUUGUGGUAAGGAAAGCAACGAUCUCUACUGCAAGUCCUCACACUUACACCUCUGAACAGACCUCAGCUCCUGACAGCACCAGUGAAUCCUCCUUUACUACCACAAGGACCUGGCCAUCGGUUUCUGCUUCAGAAGUUCCUCAGACUGCCUCUACUCCCUGCUCAGGACUCUCAGACUGCUUGGAUGGGACUACAAACCUGCAGAACACGUCUGUAUCGCUGCCCAGUCAGCAGCACCCAGAACGUGGGCUGUACAUUGGGGUUGGCUCGUGUGCAGCACUUCUGCUCAUCCUGAUUUUGGCUCUGUUCCUCACUAAACAAUAUUUUUACAACACAAAGAAGAUGGGUGGUUCUGCAGGCUUUGUUGUAUUUCAGAGGCCACAAGGUGUGGGGAGCCAUACUGCCCUGGAAGAUGAGAGUCAUGCAGAGGAAAAUGUUUAUAUCAUGGACUAAGGACUGGAUGCAUGGCUGCCUUUGUCAUUGCUGGGACAGUAAAAAGUUUGCAAAAUGUUGGCUGCUCCCUCUGUUCAGCAGCUGAACGUGACUGCACUACUGAAGCAUUAUUCACAUCCUAAUAAUAAAACAAAUAAAAGCUACUCUUUUAAUUAAAAUCUUUUUCAGCCUGUUCCAGAGACAGAAACCAAAACUGGCAUUAGUGGAACUUCCAUUUCCUAAAGAAAGUUAUGAUUGUAUUUAUUAUCUGCUUCGAAUUCUCGCUUCCUUGCUGGAAAAAAAAAAAAAAAGAGGAAGUGCCAGAAGGGCACAAUUGUGUUCACUGUGGAUUCUAUCUGCCACCUUCCACAGAGUCUGUGCCAUCAGAGGGCAGAAGCAAUCUCAGAGCUGUGUGACAAAGAUGUCACAGGGCCAAUCUUGGUAUUAUUAGUAAUUUAAUACACACUGAGUUGUAUUUCCAUUGAAAUCAGGGAUGGCCUGUUCUGGUAACAGCUCAGUAAUGCAAUAUACUAAUGCCUGUCCACCUGGAUUUAAAUCUGGAGGAGCUAUGGCUGCUCAGCCCCGAGGGGAUAUCCUUGAAGCCUACAGCAUCAGCACAUCAGUGGACAGAACAGUCACAGCUUGUGUGCAGAGAAUUAUGAUUAAGUGUGAUGUUUUUUGGCAAAGUACAUCACUGUUUUUCUGUGGUUUUCUCCUCGGGCAUAUCUUUACCCUGAGAAGCCCUUGGGGUGGAAAAUCUGAGCAACCUUCCCACCUACCUUUUUAAAAAUAAUGAAAUUCUUUUCUUAGCUUGCAGAGAAAUCAUGGGCAUUCCACAAAAUAUUGGCUGGAAGUUGGCCUUGCCUUCACACAUCUCUAGAUAUCAACUCUUAAUUCUUAAGAAUGUUGAAUUUGUUUGAUGGAUUUUACCUCAUAAAUGGGAAAUAUCUGUGGCCAAGUGCCUUUCCUCUAUUGCUCCUCAGUUAGUGAUGUGCCUCAGCUUUUAUUCUCUGCAAAACUAAACUUUGAUUUACUUCAAAUAAAUGGAGUCAGUCCUGUGAGUAUGAGUUGCUGAGGGAGAGACACAACACACCCAAAUCAUCUGUAAAUGGAAGAAUAAUUGUCCUCAGUUGUUUUUAAGAACACAUUUUAAACAGAGGCUGGAGAAAGAGCUGAAAAGCAGCACAGGCAGGAGAGACCCCAACUCUUACCAAAUUUUGGUCAAAUCAUUGCUGCCACAGGAAAAACAGAUGCACCACAAACUUUCUACCACUGAGGUAAUUUUAAACUCCAAAACGAUUUCAACAAUGCACUGAGGCAUAAAGGCACAAUAAUAAAAUCAGUGAGUAUUUAUGUUAGCAGCUGGGAUAGGAUCUGGUUGUGCUUUAGGGGGAGCUGGGGUCAGUGGAGAAGUUGUCCCUCCUUGUCCCAGCUGGUGGAGGUGGGAGGGCUCGGGCUGGCUGGGGAGGGCAGUGGUUACCCCAGGGGUCACACCUGGCUCAGGUGAGGUCUUGCAGAUGAGUGUUCAUGCAAAGACUCACAAAGGAGGGAAAUGUUGGAGGUUUUUCUCACAAGCGGGACAGGACUGCUGGGUGAUGUGUCACAACCUUUUGUUUUGGGCACCAAACUUGUGCCACAGGAGAUGGCACAAGCUCAUGUCUGCCAUGAGCAGCUGAUCUCUUUGUUAUAGAACAUUUUAAAAGUUUUUCAGCCAAUGGCAUUUGCUAAAGCUCACAGACAAUUGUUCUAUUCAAUCACUAAAGGUAUACGUACUCCUUCUUCAAACAAUGCUUGUUUGUUUGCUUUCUGUUUACAGUACAUAAUACUCUAUUAUUAAGCUUAUAUUAUUAACCUUCUAUUAUCUUGGUAAGCAUAUUUUUCUGCAGUCUUAAGUUCUAUCUUGACCAAGCCUAAAACCUCAACUAUUGUUUAAUGUCCUUGCAUAUUGUAUUAUUGUAUCUUCUUUACUUUCAGGCUUUGCAGCUGCAGCUAGCUGUAAGUUCUCUGUUUUUUCUUUUCUGAGGCCUAUUUUCACAGCUUCUGAAAGUCUUCUUACUUUCACUGUUUUACACAGGAAAGGUUCAUCCUGCUAAGAAAGGAAGCAAUGGAAAACAAACUGGGACAGGUGACCUUGGGGUGCUUUGUAUUUUCACUGGUGAUCUCUGUUCUUCUGGGAUCUCUGUUGCAGCAGGCUGAAAAGGCUGAAAUUGAAGGUGAAUUCAUGGCUGACUGAAGAGUAGGAACACAGAAAUUGGGUGAUCACUGAUCCCAGGGACAGGAAAAGUGAUGGACAAAACCAGCUCUGCCAUUUUCUGUCUUCACAUUGUGUGUAGCUUUGUGGAAGAAGAUGUUGCUUUCCUUCUGCCCAGCUGAGCAUGUUGCUGCUGCAGGCUCCAGCCCAUGAGAGGAGCUGGAGGAAGUCUGAUCUGGUCUCUGGACUGGCUCUCAGGAAACAUCUUCUGCAAUUUCUGCUUUCUGCAAUUUUAUGUAAUCAGCCUCUACUGGGGUCAGAAUUAGACAUGUGUGGGAUCUCCAAAAUCAUCUGAUUUCAACUUCCUAUGCUCUUAUGGAGUUUGUGGGCCCGCCUUAAGACUCCUAAUCAUAAAAGAUGCUUGUCUGUAAGGACUUUUAAAUUAAUAUUAAAGACUAAUUCAGGCUAAUCCUU